Molecule: messenger RNA, 555 nt
Organism: Passer montanus (Eurasian tree sparrow)
Lineage: Eukaryota; Metazoa; Chordata; Aves; Passeriformes; Passeridae
Product: ras association domain-containing protein 5-like
Exons: 5
Coding region: 1-288 (95 amino acids)
Source: RefSeq, a predicted model, not a curated record
AUGUCCAAGACCUGCAUUCCAAUGUUCUUGCGCUUCGAGGCGCCGCCGGAGCCCCCGCACCGCUUCGGGCCGGCGGCGGCGGGAGCGUGGUGCGACCUGUGCUGCCGCUUCGUGCUCUCGCAGGGCCUGCGCUGCGCGGAUUGCAGGUACACCUGCCAUGCUCACUGCCGAGACCUGGUGCACCUGGGCUGCCGGCGGAAUGGAAAAUUAAUGGACUGCCUUGCUCCACAUGACACCUUAGAAUCAUCUUACAGCAGCGGUCAGCUGUUUGGGUCAGUGUGUGCCUGACAACUGAUACACGAGAGAUGAGGAUUCAAAUGCUAUUUUCAGCAUCCAUCAUCCACUGGUUUUGAGGCAGCAACUGUUUACAUGCAGAAAACCUGGAAUAUUUCCUGUUGGGUCAUUUUCUUUACGCACGGCUGUCCCACAUGCACAGAGCAGACGGAGCUGCCACAGGAAUCUGCAAGGUGAAAACUAAGCUGCUUCCUGAAGCCUGUGAGAAGAGGCACUCCAGGAGCCAACCUAACACACUCAGCCCACUGGAUCAAAGCAGAG